CCUCUCUCUCCGUCUCUGUUUUCUACAAGUUCACUUCACUUCCCCAGAGAAAGCCUUAUCCUACCAGAGCCUUCAUCAUCAUAACUUCGCCUGUAACAACUAGUCAAAUUAAAAUCUUAUCUUGGGUCCACCCUCCUCCAUAGCCAGUGCCAAAGCUAUUAAAGUUAUUCGCCUUCUAGAAGCCUCUAACCUGCAGAUUUUUUUUGCUUUGCUUUGCUUCGUCAGUGAGCUAAUUCACCUUUACCGAUCCAUCUUUCUGGCUUUUUUUUCUGCUAUAAAUACCCAAGCCUCCAUGGCCCUGAUGCAACCCAGACCCAAAAUCAAGCAUACCCUGUUGUAAAGAUCUCUCAUUUUGAACUAUAAAUGGGGAUUCAUCAAGUAGCUGAGUGGAUCCCUGGUCUGCCGGAGGAGCUCGGGCUCGAGUGCCUGACCCGGCUGCCGUACUCGGCCCACCCUGUGGCUUCCCGCGUCUGCCGGCCGUGGCGGUCUUUGCUCGAAAGCAAGGAGUUUUAUCACCACAGGAAGCAGAGCGGGUACACCCGAAAGGUCGCAUGCUUGGUUCAGGCUGGUGUCGAAUCGAAGCUGAAAUCGUCGUCGCCGAGUUAUGGCAUCGCCGUGUUCGAUCCAAUGAGCGGGUCGUGGGAGCGGCUGGACCCGAUUCCCAAGUACCCGAAUGGGCUGCCGAUGUUCUGUCAGGUCGGGAGCUGCCGAGGGAAGCUGGUGGUGAUGGGCGGUUGGGACCCGGCGACGUACCAGCCGGUUACUGAUGUGUCCGUGUACGAUUUUACGACGUGUCGUUGGAGGAAGGGGAAGGCAAUGCCGUCGAAGCGGUCGUUUUUCGCGAUCGGGUCGCGCGGGAGCCGGGUCUACAUCGCGGGCGGGCACGACGAGAGCAAGAACGCGCUCAAGUCGGCGUGGGUUUACGACUUGCGGCGCGACGAGUGGGCUGAGUUGGCCGGGAUGGAGCGGGAGCGGGACGAGUGUCAGGGGGUGGUGGUCGGGGACGAGUUUUGGGUGGUGAGCGGGUACGGGACGGCGAGCCAGGGGGCGUUUGAGGGCGGGGCGGAGGUGUUGGAUCUCGGGUCGGGUCGGUGGAGGCGGGUCGAGGGCGCGUGGGAGGAGGGGCAGUGCCCGAGGGCGUGUGGGGGUGGAGUUGGGAGAGAUGGGAGGCUGGUGAGUUGGGCCGAGUUAGGCGCGGCGGUCCGGGUCGGGACCCGUGGGGUGGAUCUUGGGUCUCGGAUCCUGGUGAUGGGCUCGGAGUACGAUGGCGCGAACCAAGGGAUAUACAUGAAGGAAGGGCAAAAUGGUAAACUGGAGAGUGUUACGGCACCGGAAGAGUUUUCCGGGUUUGUUCAGUCAGGCUGUUGCGUUGAGAUAUAGACUUUGAGGAUGUUUUGUGAGAAAUGGAUACCUACAUUACUUAUAAGUAGUCACGUUCUCACAUUAUCAGCAGAUUUAGUUAGAGAGGUUAAUACACUCUUGGGGAGUUUUGGUUUCCAAAAUAUACUAUCGUUGAGGGUGUUUGAUAUAGUGCUCGAAGCUCUUGAAAUAUACAUGUUUCUGAUCUACAAGUGUAUGAUCAUGAUGAAUCAAACUAUGAUAAGUUUGAACAAAUUAGUACAUUUUCC
This is a messenger RNA of Argentina anserina (silverweed cinquefoil), 1628 nucleotides long. Its product is annotated as F-box/kelch-repeat protein At2g44130-like. Bases 364 to 1380 code for a protein of 338 amino acids. The record is from RefSeq and is a predicted model, not a curated record. Gene Ontology annotation, molecular function: protein binding. The transcript has a single exon. Gene Ontology annotation, biological process: negative regulation of cytokinin-activated signaling pathway; regulation of phenylpropanoid metabolic process. Lineage: Eukaryota; Viridiplantae; Streptophyta; Magnoliopsida; Rosales; Rosaceae.